Molecule: messenger RNA, 794 nt
Organism: Aspergillus brunneoviolaceus CBS 621.78
Lineage: Eukaryota; Fungi; Ascomycota; Eurotiomycetes; Eurotiales; Aspergillaceae
Gene: loc1
Exons: 3
Coding region: 156-722 (188 amino acids)
Biological process (GO): intracellular mRNA localization; ribosomal large subunit biogenesis
Cellular component (GO): nucleolus; preribosome, large subunit precursor
Molecular function (GO): mRNA binding
Source: RefSeq, a predicted model, not a curated record
GAAUUUGUGGCUCUAUUGUCUUUGUGGACAUAGACGUUCUCAUCGCCCGCUUUUUUUUUUCGAAUUUUCAACUCUUCAGCAUUCCCAGCAGCAUCAACACCCCGGUGUUCUUAACUUUUUUUUUCUUCCUCCAAAAACAAGACCAAGACCACAAGAUGGCUCCGACAAAGUCCUCGGCUAAGGGCAAGGGCCCUUCGUCGUCCAAGGGAGACGCCAAGAGCAAGCCUCUCUCGUCCGCGACGAAAGUGAGCAAGAAGAACGUCAAGCGCCCGCCGCCCAAGGAAGUCAAGUCGAAAGCGCGCACGGAAUCCAGCCUGCUGAAGAAGACGAAGAAGAGGGAAUACACCGAGAAGGAAUUGGACCUGCCUCAGUUGAACAUGAUCACGCCCGUGGGUGUGGUGAAGCCCAAGGGCAAGAAGAAGGGCAAAACUUUCGUGGACGAUGCGGAGGGAAUGAUGACGAUUCUUGCCAUGGUUAAUGCCGACAGGGAGGGUCAGAUCGAGUCGAAGCUAAUGAAGGCCCGUCAAUUGGAGGAGAUCCGUGAGGCGAAGAGGAAGGAGGCCGAGGCCAGGCACGCGGAGAAAAAGAACAAGCUGGAAGAGGUAAAACAAUCGAUUCGCAAUAAGAAGCACAAGGGCGGCCCUAAAACCGACAAAGCGGACUCCGUACCCGACAAGUCGUCCAAAUCGAAGGGCAAGAGAAAGAGCGUCUCAUUUGCUUGAUUCCGUUUCAUUUUGUAUAAAAGUAAUGCUGUCUAUAUCAGGUCUAUGUAUCUAGAUGGGUCUCUGGCGUUU